AUGGAGCCAGUCGGGUUCGCCGUCGGCGUCAUCGGACUGGCAGGUGUAUUCAAGAGUUGUGUUGAGCUUUUUGGCUAUUUCUCUACCUACCGUUCCUACGGCCACGACUACAAUACUUUGGACACCAAGCUUCAUGUUGAGAAAGCUGUCUUACUGCAAUGGGCAGACCGCGUGCGUCUGCUUCACGAAGACUAUGAUCGACGGCUCGACAACCCUACCAUCCGAGAAGCUGUAUCCCACAUACUCUCCAGCAUCACACACCUUCUAAGUGAAACUUCCUCCCUUCAACAGCGCUAUGGUGUGGAGCAAAGGGAUGGACCCCAUUCACAACUACUCGUAUCUCAGAGUUCGGCAAUUGUGUCAUCUCUCAUGGAAAAGUUCAAGAAUGACUACAAUGCCAUGCAACUUCGAAUCCACCAUCGAAAAGUCACCACGCCAGUAUCGGACAAGUUGAGGUGGAUGAUCGUGGACAAGGACAAAUUCAACACCCUGAUCGCGGAGCUAUCUCAUUUCACUUCCAAACUGGAUGCUCUUCUCCCCGGAGAUUCCUCUGAGCGGACCGUCUCUUUAUUGGCCUCAUUGAUCAGGAACGAGGUGUUGUCCGUUUACAAGGAGAAUGCCAAGCUGCUCCCUCAACAAGCAGCCGACGGCCGCCUGGAAGGAAAUGACAUACUGCAAGAGGCCCGAGACCAAGAUAGAGCCUUGAAGAGCCUAUGGUUUCGCUGCAUGGAUGACAGGAAGGACAGCGUUUCACCUGCCCACGUCAAGACCCUUCAGUGGGCGCUAAAACCCGCUUGCGAGAGAGAAGGAUGCGAAGCAGAGUGGGACGAUCUGUCUGAAUGGCUUCGAUCGGGGACAGGUGUAUACUGGAUUUGCGGUAAAGCGGGAAGCGGCAAGUCUACGCUGAUGAAAUAUCUCCAUGACAAUCCUGACACGAGGGCGCCAUUGCAAGCUUGGGCAGGCGACUUGCCACUCACAGUCGGUUCCUUCUUUUUCUGGGGGCUUGGAACGCAAGAACAGAAGUCUCUCGAGGGACUUUCUCGAGCAAUCCUGUAUCGGCUUCUGGAGGCUGAAUCCUCCUAUUUACCCUCGGCUCUGCCGCGGCUAUGGCAGGAAGUCCGGGUCAACGCUCAUAAAGAGCCUGACCCACCUUCAAGUGGAGAGCUGAGAGCUGCAUCCGAGUUUAUGACGAAGAAAUUUCAGCCCAAACACCGAUUCUGCUUGUUCAUCGACGGACUAGACGAGUUUCAAGGGAACUUCCACGACGCGAUCAAGUUGAUCAGGGGUCUCUGCUCCAACCCAGCAAUCAAAGUCAUCGUCUCCAGCCGGCCUAUAGCGAUCUGUUACAAUGCCUUCUCCUGCGUGCCCCAGCUUCACAUGGAGAGUCUCACGAGCAAUGAUAUCAAGGAGUACAUAGACGAUGUCAUUGGGUCACACGAUUACAUGGAAGUUCUUGUGGAUUCUGGCGAACAAUCACCAGACAUCAUUACACACAAGCUCAUUGAAAAGGCUUCGGGUGUUUUUUUGUGGGUUAUAUUGGCUUGCCGAUCGAUUCUAGAUGGGUUUGCGGCUUCUGACACUGUUGCAGAGCUGUGCCAACGGGUCGAUGACCUUCCGCCGGAGCUGGAGGACCUCUUUGUGCACAUGCUCAAUAGCGUCGACCGUCGUUACCACGAACAGAUGGCGAAGACCUUGAAAAUACUUUACACACAAGUAGCAUCGACGUAUUCCAGCGAAGGAUUGGAGACCAUCAAACUCGCUUCUUUCGACAGGAACGGCAUGGACUGUGCAUCGAAUCAUCCACUCGAAAACUUUCCGGUACAUGAAGCCCCCAAGAUUUGUUCCGCAAUGGUGGCAAGAUUGCGAAGUCGUUGCGGCGGCCUUUUACAGGUAGAACCUCGAUUUGACUGGGGUAAACAGUCCCGAAGCGACGCUGACUCCAACCUUGAUAUUUGUUGGUGCCCAUCAAGGGAAACAUGUCCCUGGAUCGAGCAGGAGGACCACAACUCGUCGUUACUCACACACAAGUCUGGGGGUUUUCCGGAGCAUUCCAACAUCGAUUUCAUACAUCGGACUGUCUUCGAAUUUUUGGAUAACCCAAAGGUCUGGGAUCUGGCUCCGCUACGGAUAUCAGAUCCUGCCUUCAGUGUGGCUUGCGCACUAGCGGGCAUGGAAUUGCAGCUGUCUUAUCUGUAUUGCCAAAACGGCGCUCGUUUAAGCGGGUCAUUCAAAGAGCUACUCGCGAUUGAUCAUGAACCGCUCGAAAGCGUUCUUCCGGUUCUGGCAAAACUUGCGGACUGUUUGAGUCUGACGAUUCCACGGGAACACUACGCAACCAACGAAGCAGCAUUACAAUCAUGCUUCUCCCGGUUUCUGGAUCCAGCCUAUAAUCGGUCAUCACUUCAAUUGUCACUCCUGUUGGCAGUAGAGGCAGGCUUGGUAAACACUGUCGGUCGUCUGCUUCAAGCCGUCAGGCUGCGACCGCCGAGUGCACCAUUUUCCCCGUUUCCUCUACUUUACCAUGCACUUAUCUUACCCUUUUUGUAUGAUUACGACCAUCUGGGGCUCGUAAUAUUACGCCCGCUUCAUGAGCUCCUAGAGUACUUGCUGUCGCAAGACUUCUCCCCGAACGAAGUUUUUGUGAAUGAGCGGGGACUGUCCACCACACCCUGGAGAGAACUCGUCUUGAAGGGGCAGAGACACUUCGAAAGUUUUCAUGCUGAUAGUGCACUCUUCAUGGUAAUGAUUACUUUUAAGGCUAUGAAGCCGUUAGUUGAGCACGGAGCAGAGCUGGACAAUGUCCUCCCAGGGAUCCCAAUUAUGGAAAAAUUCUUGGACGACGCAUUCGCUCGUUUUCGCAUAGAUCGCUAUAGAAAAGCUGAGCAUAAUAAGAGGAAUCUAGAGGUCAAGGAUAGCCUCAUGGCAGCCAUAGCAAACCGGAGAAGGGUCAUGGCGGCUGAAGCGCUUGCAUCAUCGACAGCUUCGAAACAGAUCAAGGAAACGGACACCGAGCUUGACGAUAGCCUCGGCGCCCAAAUCGACGAGAAGUUGGACAGCAACAGCAACAAGGCUGACACUGAGAGUAGCCCCAAGCUCGAUAUAGGCCGCAAAGUCCACCUCAAACCCUUACAAGAACAUAUGUGGUGGCUUUUGCUAUUUGCCAUACUAGCUCUGAGUAUACACAUGAAGCCUGGCUUGCUGAGCCACGCGGGAUCAUAGAGAUAGCUUCAAGAUUUGGAUGGAUGGAUGAUAUUAGGGAAUUUUGUGGGUAGACGACUUGAUGACCAGCAAUGUGCAAUUUAACA
Neurospora tetrasperma FGSC 2508 is the source of this 3305-nucleotide messenger RNA. RefSeq lists its product as uncharacterized. Bases 1 to 3219 code for a protein of 1072 amino acids. The record is from RefSeq and is a predicted model, not a curated record. Lineage: Eukaryota; Fungi; Ascomycota; Sordariomycetes; Sordariales; Sordariaceae. The transcript has 3 exons.